CUCGCCGAAAGCUAAACAACAAAACAGAACACUCAGAAACAUAUGGAACUCUUACUACUCUCCCCUAAUCUCUCAAAGCCAGAAACACGAACAAGAACAAAACUAAGCACAGAAUCAAAUCUUCAUGGCCACCACGGCUCCCUCCUCUCUCCACCAAACAUUUCUAUCCCCAAAACACCCUCGCUUCAACCCCAAUUCCCAUCUCUCUCCUCCUCGUCUCCGCUUCAGCUCUCUCCCCAUUCGCGCCACCUCUGCAAUAACCCUACAACAGGAGCAGAGCUUGAGCACCCAUAAGAGUCAAAGCUCAGGCCUUGAGUUUCUGUCAUGCCCAGUUUGCUAUGAACCGCUCAUACGAAAAGGCCCAACUGGUUUGAACCUGGAAGCAAUAUACAGGUCAGGUUUCAAGUGCAAGAAAUGUGACAAGUCGUAUUCCAGCAAGGACAUUUACUUGGACCUUACUGUUACUGCUGGGUUGAAGCAGUAUGUUGAGUUCAACCCAGCUGGGACUGAGCUGUUUAGAAGUCCACUUGUGUCGUUUUUGUAUGAGAGAGGUUGGCGCCAGAACUUUAGCACUAGUGGAUUUCCAGGUCCUGAUGAAGAGUUUAAAAUGGCUCAGGAAUACUUUAAACCCGCGGAAGGUGGUCUUUUAGUGGAUGUGAGCUGUGGGAGUGGUUUGUUCUCGAGGAAAUUUGCAAAAUCGGAGGCUUAUUCUGCAGUUGUGGCGCUUGAUUUUUCGGAAAAUAUGCUUCGACAGUGCUAUGAUUUUCUCAAAAGAGAUGCUACUCUUUUGGCUACGAAUCUUGCUCUUGUAAGGGCAGAUGUUUCAAGGCUUCCAUUUGCAUCAAGUUCAGUCGAUGCUGUCCAUGCCGGUGCAGCACUGCACUGCUGGCCCUCUCCUUCAAAUGCCGUUGCUGAAAUCACACGUGUAUUACGAAGUGGUGGUGUCUUUGUUGGAACCACUUUCCUUCGGUAUACUCCAACCACUCCCUGGUAUAUCAGGCCAUUCAGAGAGAGGAUUGCUCAGGGCUCCAGCUACUUAACGGAGGAAGAGAUACAGGACUUGUGUACAUCAUGUGGUCUCACUAACUACUCGAGCAAAGUUCAGCAAUCCUUCAUCAUGUUUUCAGCUCAGAAACCUUAGUACUAGAAUGGAGUGAGCCUCAGACUACCAGAGGCCAUAGCAGAGGGGCAGGGAGAUCCCCUCGUGCGGCUCAGCCGCUGAAUCUGCAACCCCUAUUUGUUCUUCUAACCAUAUUCACAUCCACAUCAUCUUGUCUCUCCGGAUCUUUGACCAUAGACCACCACCUACGACUUUGAAGUGUUUGUAUGAUAAAAAGAGAAUAUCUUGGGUCAGUUCCAAUACACACUUAAGCUUUUGAACCCUAGACGUUUUGCUUUGGUUUGUAUUUGAAACCCUGGUUCUUUGGAUCCCUUGCACGUGAGCUUCUUGCUUACUAUAAUUCCUUUCUUCUUUUCAUGGCACGUGAGGCUUGCCCAUCCUCCCUCUUCUUUGAUUCUGUUUUUCUUUCUUCCUUUCAAUUUUGUUUUAGAUAGUUGCUUGUGUGUAUUUACUUGGAUAUUUGCUUCUUUUAUUUGGUGUACUCGUGCAUCUUGUAUGAAUUUCAUU
This is a messenger RNA of Argentina anserina (silverweed cinquefoil), 1627 nucleotides long. RefSeq lists its product as uncharacterized. Lineage: Eukaryota; Viridiplantae; Streptophyta; Magnoliopsida; Rosales; Rosaceae. Gene Ontology annotation, cellular component: chloroplast. Bases 125 to 1141 code for a protein of 338 amino acids. The transcript has 8 exons. Gene Ontology annotation, molecular function: S-adenosylmethionine-dependent methyltransferase activity. The record is from RefSeq and is a predicted model, not a curated record.